AUGGUAGACUACACCUACUACAGCUCAUCUGCCUCCAAAGGCUUCACCUUCCUGAUACCGUACCAUGUCCAAGCCAACUUCGUCAGCUUAACGAAGAAGCUACCUCCCACCGCCCGCCCCGUGUACCGCGAGUAUUUUGGCGACAUCAUGGCAUGUCGAGAUCGAGCUCGAGACUCCGCCGAGGCGAUGCAAACGUUCGUGAACGAGAGCUUUCCGCGUAUUUCGAAGGACCAUAAUCGAUUAGCGAAUUUGAUGAAUGCGGAGAUCGAUAAGCAGAGGAAAGAGGUGUCGGUCAAGAUACCAAUCACGGGAGAUGGGACGGCGGCUGAAGACGACGAGGACGAUAAACCGGUAACACAGUCGCGUGAAGGGAAGCAGAACGUCGCUACUCCAGGCAAAAAUGUAACAUCGGAAGCUGUGUCAGAGGCCGCCGCGGAGGCGACAGUGCGCGAAGAUUCCCCGGAAGCGGCCCCUCCUCUGACCAUGGCGAAUACGAAGCUUGUUCGGCCAACCCUGCGUCAGGGCCCCGCGGCAUCGUCGGCUUCUCCAACCGGUAUAAACAGCGAACAAUCCGAGGCAGACGAAGAAGACAGCGAGUUGAGCGUGAUAUUUGUCGACACAUCAGAGCCCUGGAACGACUCGCUCUGGCCACACGGGACCUGGAUCGAUGGUCUAGAAGUCAUCGACGCGCUUCCAUGGGCGCACCCGAGCCGACCUGAACGCAUUGCCCCGGACGCUCAGUCUCCCCACGACGAGCCACAGCAUGCUGCGGCUAAUCCUCAUUCCUCUUAA
Messenger RNA from Alternaria hordeiaustralica, 792 nucleotides. RefSeq lists its product as uncharacterized. The record is from RefSeq and is a predicted model, not a curated record. The transcript has a single exon. NCBI's taxonomy places the organism in Eukaryota, Fungi, Ascomycota, Dothideomycetes, Pleosporales, Pleosporaceae. Bases 1 to 792 code for a protein of 263 amino acids.